This is a messenger RNA of Suillus subaureus, 1945 nucleotides long. Its product is annotated as cytidine deaminase-like protein. The transcript has 9 exons. Gene Ontology annotation, biological process: 'de novo' IMP biosynthetic process. The coding region runs from base 152 to 1807 and encodes 551 amino acids. Gene Ontology annotation, molecular function: IMP cyclohydrolase activity; phosphoribosylaminoimidazolecarboxamide formyltransferase activity. Lineage: Eukaryota; Fungi; Basidiomycota; Agaricomycetes; Boletales; Suillaceae. Gene Ontology annotation, cellular component: cytosol. The record is from RefSeq and is a predicted model, not a curated record.
AUAAAAUACUCCUCAGAAAUCCGACGAAAUUCAUCGCAGAAAAAAAGAGUCGGGAAAGCUAAUAUCAGUACUAACUCCAAUAUAUAUAUAUAUUCAUUUCCUAAUCGAUGAUCGAUGACUGGAUCAAAGUUAGUCUCAUACCACCAUCGUGAUGUCCCAACCUAUUGCUCUGUUUUCAGUCUAUGACAAGACUAAUCUCCUCGAUCUUGCACAGGGACUUCAUAGUGCUGGAGUCCGUCUCCUUGGUUCGGGAGGUACCGCGAAGACAAUCAGGGAGGCUGGAACACCCAUCGAGGAUGUUUUUGAUAUUACCAAGGCACCUGAGAUCCUCGGAGGUAGGGUGAAGACGCUUCAUCCUGCCGUUCAUGGCGAUGCUGUCGAAGACAUCGACAUCGGUGGUGUCACCUUACUUCGCGCAGCCGCCAAGAACCACGAGCGUGUCUCCGUCCUCUCGGAUCCUACUGACUACCGCGCGUUCCUGGAGGCGUUCCAGCAGGGCCAGGGCGAUGUCGGGCAGACGCUCCGCAACAGGCUCGCUCUGAAGGCGUUUGAGAUGACUGCAAAGUAUGAUGACGCGAUUAGCGGGUAUUUCCGCGAGCAGUAUGCAUCGACGCCCGAGAGCGGACCAGUCCAGCGCAUGGUGCUUAGGUACGGCGCUAACCCUCACCAAAAACCAGCGCAGACUUUCGUGGCUGAGGGCGAAUUGCCAUUCAAAGUUCUCAGCGGGUCCCCAGGCUACAUCAAUUUAUUAGAUGCCCUUAAUUCUUAUGCGCUCGUAAAGGAGCUUCAAGAAGCAUUAAACCUCCCUGCUGCCGCUUCCUUCAAACAUGUCUCUCCUGCUGGUGCAGCUGUAGGUUUGGAACUUGACGAAACUGAGAAGCACGUGUACGGCGUUGAAGAUCUCAAAGAGCCCCUGACGCCUUUAGCAUGCGCAUACGCUCGCGCUCGAGGUGCCGACCGCAUGUCGUCAUUUGGAGACUUCAUUGCACUCUCUGCGCCAUGUGACCUUGCCACAGCACGCAUCAUCUCCAGGGAAGUAUCCGAUGGCAUCAUUGCGCCAGGCUACAGCCCCGAAGCACUGGAAGUUCUCAAAAAGAAAAAGGCAGGAAAGUACUGUGUCCUGGAGAUGGACCCGUCAUACAAGCCCUCAGAUAUCGAGACGCGCCAAGUAUACGGUGUCAGCCUCCAGCAGCGCCGAAAUGACAUCAAAAUCGAUGCCAAGCUCUUCGAAAAUCUCGUCACCAAGAACAAAGAUGUCCCAACGCAAGCGCUGACAGACCUCAUCGUUGCGACCCUCGCGGUCAAGUACACGCAGUCUAACAGCGUCUCGUACGCCAAGAACGGUGCUAUCAUCGGCCUGGGCGCCGGACAGCAGUCGCGCAUCCACUGCACGCGGCUCGCAGGAUCCAAAGCGGACAACUGGUGGUUACGACACCACCCGCGUGUCCUCGCGCUCCCAUUCAAAAAGGGUGUUAAGCGCGCAGAGAAAGCGAACGCGAUCGACCUCUUUGUGAGCGGAGAGGUACUCGAGGGCGGCGAGCGUGCCCAGUGGGAGGGACAAUUUGAGGAGGUGCCCGCGCCGCUCAGCGAGUUGGAGAAGAAGGAGUGGGCGGUGAAGUUGGAUGGGGUUGCGUGUUCGAGUGACGCAUUUUUCCCAUUUGCGGAUAAUGUGCACCGAGCUAGGAAGAGCGGAGUAAGGUACCUCGCUGCGCCUAGCGGAAGUGUGAUGGACGAGGAGUGCAUCAAGGCCGCGGAUGAGCAUGAGAUGGUGUUUGCACACACCUCACUCAGGCUCUUUCACCACUGAGGAUGAGGGCUUCCGUAAAAAAUGUAACAACGGUAAAAUGUGCUUGUAUAUCAUUAUCAUUGUAUUUGAGGUCGAAUUGUACCUCCUGCAACGCCACGAACAUGCAGCUCACAGGUGCUCCAGGAGGAACUCUACGCU